CACUGGAGACCUGCAAGAAUGCCCGUCUAUUUUUGAAAAAAAAAAAAAAUCUUGAGUUGCCACGUACGGUUUAUCAAACUUUUCACAAUGUUUGGAAAAUCUUUUGUAAUCCUACUUUUGUUGGUGAUCCCAGGAGAAGCAAAGAAGUCAUUUCUCAGUUUCCUGAAUAUACAAAAUUCAGAAAUACUGUCAUUUACAAAGACAAAGGAAGCUGUCAUCGUAAGGUCCAGUUACAAGGACAAACGGCCGGACUCCAGCUACCUUUUUGUGAAGGUAGAAGAUCCAAAGGUGCUGCAGGUGGUCAACUUGACCAAGACCUCGCGGGACGCCACAGACUUUACCCUCAGCCUAAUGACUUUCCCUGGGGAGACGAACAUGACCAUUCAGCUCUGGACUUCUGAAGGUAGGCACAAAAGACUCAUUGAAGAGAUAACAGAUGUUAAAGUCAGAGUGCUCGGACAGACGGAAGACAGCCUCUUCCAGGCACCAGUGCAUGUCAAUCAGUAUAUCUUACUGCUUGUUUUAUCGAUGAUCCUUUUAAAUAAAUGUGCCUUUGGCUGCAAGAUAGAGUUCCAGGUACUUCAAACCGUAUGGAAACGACCUCUGCCAGUAGUUCUCGGGGCAGUGACACAGUUUUUUCUGAUGCCAUUCUGUGGUUUCUUUUUGUCUCAGAUUUUGGGAUUGCACGAAGCACAAGCUUUUGGAUUUGUAAUGACCUGCACAUGCCCAGGAGGAGGUGGGGGCUAUCUUUUUGCCCUACUUCUGGAAGGAGAUGUCACUUUGGCCAUUUUGAUGACUUGCACAUCGACAUCCCUGGCCCUGAUAAUGAUGCCUGUCAAUUCUUACAUAUACAGUAGGCUAUUGGGGUUAGCAGGUGUCUUUCAUGUUCCUGUUUUAAAGAUUGUGUCUACACUCCUGUUCAUUCUUACACCAGUAUCAAUUGGUGUGGUCAUCAAGCACAGAUCACCUGAAAGAGCAGUCUGUUUAGAGAGAGUAGUUCGGCCUCUGAGUCUGACUUUAAUGUUUGUAGGGAUCUAUUUGGCUUUCAGGAUGGGACUGGUGUUUCUGAGAAUGGCUAACCUAAACGUGCUUCUUUUGGGGCUUUUGGUUCCUGCACUGGGCUUUAUGUUUGGCUAUUUCUUUGCUAAAGUCUGUAUGCUGCCUCUUCCUGUUUGCAAAACGAUUGCUAUUGAAAGUGGGAUGUUGAAUAGUUUCUUAGCCCUGGCCAUUAUUCAGCUCUCUCUCCCACAGCUCAAGGCAUAUGAAGCCUCUGUGGCUCCUUUUACAGUAGCCAUGUGUUCUGGAUGUGAAAUGUCCCUGCUCUUUCUGAUCUACAAGGGUAGGAGACUAGGAAGCCUUAGCACAGAAGCUGAGAAAGCUCCCCUAGUCUAGAACUCGCAGCACU
Alexandromys fortis (reed vole) is the source of this 1405-nucleotide messenger RNA. RefSeq names its product solute carrier family 10 member 5 (gene Slc10a5). NCBI's taxonomy places the organism in Eukaryota, Metazoa, Chordata, Mammalia, Rodentia, Cricetidae. Gene Ontology annotation, biological process: bile acid and bile salt transport. The coding region runs from base 88 to 1392 and encodes 434 amino acids. Gene Ontology annotation, cellular component: membrane. The transcript has a single exon. The record is from RefSeq and is a predicted model, not a curated record. Gene Ontology annotation, molecular function: bile acid:sodium symporter activity.